Molecule: messenger RNA, 3825 nt
Organism: Leptopilina heterotoma
Lineage: Eukaryota; Metazoa; Arthropoda; Insecta; Hymenoptera; Figitidae
Exons: 4
Coding region: 81-2063 (660 amino acids)
Source: RefSeq, a predicted model, not a curated record
AAGGUAAUAGCCGAAUUUAAUUGGAUAAAAGUAUAGACAAAAGAUAGUCGUGAAAUUGUGAGAGAAAGCUUUGUUGAAAUAUGAGUGAAGAUUUUUCAAAAUUGUCAUACAAGGAACUUCAAGCACUUGCUGCGGCAAAUAAAAUACCUGGUAAUAUUAAGAAAGAAUUAUUGGUUGAUUUUCUCGAGGCCUUAAAGUGCGGCAACGAAGUUCAAGUGAAUCGAAUGUUAAUUGAAUUAAAGGAAAAUCGCAAGCGAAAAGUAAGGAAACGUAAGUUGGAGAGGCUUGAAAAAAUGACUGCCGUAACCUCAACGCCAAUGCACAGUCCAAAUUAUUCUUCGAUUGAUGAUCGUUUCUAUUCGCCGCAGCAUCUUCCGCCGUACCGCUGGACGGCACCGGAAGAUGAGAUGAUGAAACGAGAAGAUCCCCACUACGAGAUGUUCCGUCAAUACUUAAUUCAAAGGAUUCAGAAGAACUAUCAAAAUUUCGAUACAAAUAACAAUGACGCCGAAAUGGACACAAGUGUCUUAAAUUUAAAAGCCGGUGCAAUGGAAUUCUCGACGCAGUCAAAUGUCUUUCAAAAUCCAACGGAGACAAAAACAUUCCUCCCCUCGCCAAUUAUCGAAACACCAGUCGCCACAGUUGCCGGUGAAUCGCAUUCGUCAAGAAACAUUAUCAACGACACUUACAAGCCGAUGAUUCUCCAAAAAAUGCUGCAAGCACCACUUGGAACAAAUUUAGGAGCAAUGGCACGUCUCGAGGCAAAUCGAAUGUGGCCCGUCGAACACUAUCGAUCAUUACGUGACAUCGAUGACAAUAAUUCCGACACAAUUACCGCCGAUUCAGAAAGUGGCGACGAAGAAUGGAACGAACGUGAAUGCUACAACAUUUUCGAUCAAAGACGCCAACAACAAGUAUUCACCGAUCAAAAUACUCAAAUUCCCCAAAUAAAUCUCGAUCAAAUGAUGAUGAAUUACCUGCAGAAUAAUGGCCAAAAUGGAUAUCAAAUGCCAAAUCAAUCCAAUUUCGCUCUCGCCAAUAAUGUCCAGGAGAAUUGCCAGGCGUGGAUUGAUAAUUCUUUGGAUUAUCGAGGACCAAUUGAUUAUACAGAAACUGCGGAUGCUUCGAGAAUUUAUCCAUCGUCUUAUUCGGUCGACGAUCAAGUGAAUUAUCCACCAUUUCAGAGCGAUGUUAAUGUGACGAAUUUUGGGAAUAAUAAUUCAUCAAUUGAAAAUAAUAGUUUGCAAAUGCAAAAUAUGCAUUCUUAUUAUCAAAUACCGGCGAGUCAUAUUCAACAGUAUCGUCCUGAAUUUUAUGACCAUAAUAAUCAUUCGUCGGCAAUUUGUGGGAAUAAUCAGUCGUUUAAUGGAAAUGUAUCGCAUUCAUUUAAUUCGAUACCAACGCAACAGGAGUCUUAUGGAAUUUAUUCUCAGGAGAGUUCAACUUCCGUGCCGCCAUAUUCGGUGGGGGAAAAUUUUCAAUAUUCAAUGUAUCAGAAUCAGUGUAAUAAUCAAUCAACUUCGACGUUCACGCAGGCGAAUAAGGAGCAUAAUAUUCAGAUGAAGACUGAUGUUAAUUCCCAAAAGGAGAGAACUAACACAACCGAUACUUAUUGGCCGAAAUGGUCGGAAAAUAAUGCGAAUGAUUUACGUUUGGAGAAUAUUUUAAAUCUCAGUACGGGCGGACCAACCGAUUAUACAAAAUUAAAUCAAACCUCGAGUGUCUAUUGUUUUGCUCCACCAUUGUCGUGUCCAUUGUCAGGAUUAUCCAGUUCACAGCACGUUGAGCGAGCUGAAUUUAUGACCGCAGGUCGAUUUCAUACAUUCAUUCCAAAUAGUUUGGUCUACAGCGAUUCAACAACAGGUAUGAGAAUGGCAAACUUACCUGUUAAUAAUCGCGAAGAAACAGAAAGUGAAGAAUCAAGUAUUACAAUAGGUUACAGAUCUGACGACAGCUUUCAACCUGAACCAAUUCAAGAGGUUUGGAUCGCAGAUUUCAAUAAUCAAGAUGACAAUGAAUCUAACGAUUAUCUCUCAACAUCUUGUGAAACGAUUCCCGAAUAAUUAGUUUUAUUUAUUUAUUUUUUUUAUUUCUAUAAAAAAGCCAACGAUUUUCCUAGAAAACGUCAAUUUAUAACGAGAAAAAGAAAAAGAAAGAAAAAUAAUUUCCUUAAUUUCAUAAUUAACGUUUUGAGAACGAAAUUAUGGAAAAGGAAUUAAAAUUCCCAUUUGAAUGUGGGAAGAAAAUUUAUCGAAAAAUUUGCGAAAAAAUCAUUCACUGCUUUGAAAGCAGAUUGAAAAGAGUAAACAGCGUGAAAAAGAAAUAUUUUUUUACCCUGAAAUUUCAAUAAUAGAGAAUUUUGAAAUUUAUCUUAAAUUUUCCAGGAUUCUCUAAAAUAUUAGUUUAUCGAAAUUUCACUGUUUUUUUCUUUUAAAACUAUUUUACCGACUACGGUAUAUUUUGUUCUUUUUUACAAAACAAAAAUUCACUUAUUAAUUGUAAGUACUAGAAAAAUAGUUUAAAACUUAUCGAUUUAGAUUAAAAAUUCAAUACAAUUGAUAUUUUCAAUUUCAUAUAAUGAUUUUUGUUUGAAAAUUUUAUUCAAAAGAUCUCUAUCAUUAUUAUUACGUUAAAAUUACGAAUCUAGACUAAUUAACUUAGAAUUAAUUUAAAUUUAAUCGAGAAAAAUAAUCCGAGAUAAUAAUUCGACAAUUUUCGAAUUUUUAAGAGUAAAAACACUUUUUUUUAUAGACUUUUUUUAUUUAUAUAAUUAUUCUCGAAUUCUCGCCAAUUCUCGAAUUCUUCAUUUCUUAAUAAUUACUAAUUAAUAAUUCAUAAUUCUUCAUUUAGAAUCUAUUAUUUAUUUAUUUAUAUAUAUUCGCAGAAAAAACCUAGAGAUAUUUUAGUAAUUCAAAAUUACACGCUGAGAAAUCCAAUUUAAAAAUAGAAAUUAUAAAUCGAUUUAUUGAUUGAAGAAUCAUUAAUAAAAAAAAAAUAUGUUUACAUCAAGAAAUUUAGAAUCAUAAUAAUAUAAACAAAAAUUACUUUUAUUUUGCGUAAUUUUUAUUUUAUUUUGCGCCAAUUUUAGUUUUUUUGGGAAAAUUUUCAAUUUUGGAAAGUUUCAAUUUUGAGAAUGAAAAUUUAUAUUUACUUGGGAAAAUCUUAAUUAAAAAAGAGAAAAUUUUGAAAUAUGUUUAGUUUGCAAAAGAAAGUGCUUGUUUUAUCAUCGUAGCAAAUAAGUACAUUUUUCUAUACUUUUUUGUGAAUUUGAAAAUUAUGAUUCUAGACUUUCAGAAAAUUUGUGACAUGUCUGAUAUUUAAUUAUUUACCAAUAGCAGAUUUAAAUAGAAUUUAUAAAAAUCGCUAAUUUAUAGACAAGCAUUUUUUGACAAAACUCGAUUUAGAAAAUAAUAAUUAUUGUAAAAUGAACUUUUCAAAAGUUUUUACAGCAAUAGAAUAAUUACGUGAAGAAUAAAUUUUUCAACGAAAGUGUAUAGAAGAAUAAUACUAUGUUAAUAAUAAUAUUGUAUUAAUAAUAAUACUAAAUAUUUAGCAAAAUUUAAACAAUUAUUAGGAAAGAAAACAGAUUUGUUGGAUUUUUCAUUAAUCUUUUUUUUUGUAAUUGUUUCGCCUUUAAAAUGUAUGUACACAUUUUGAAAAAGGAAUAAAAUGUGUAUAGAAACGCAAUUACAAAUUUAUAGAGAAUUAGAGAAUUUUGAUCACAGAAAAUGAAGUUUUCGAAGCAACUUCUCAUCAUUUAAUUAUAGUUAAUAAAUUCUUUGUUUUGUAUCAACACUAUCAAUAAAUAUACUACAUUGUAUUCAA